GUUUGUUUGGGCCGCGGCGCCGAAUAAUAACUUCAUCUCCCACAAUGCUUUUCGUUGAUCUGCGCUUGCGUCAGCAGUGCGACGAAAAUCUGAUGUUAAACAAACCAAACACGGAUGUUUUGGAUCCGUCAUUGAACCAUGGAGGCAGAACAGCCUAAAGAAGACUGUACUCCAUCCCAGCCAACACAUACACCUCCCUCUCAGUCUAAGAAGCCCAGCCAGCCUCUGUAUGUCCCCAAACAACGACUGCACGCCUCCAAAGACAAAGCUCAGACUCAGGGAGAAGGUAAACCAAGACCCAGACCUCGCUAUACAGACAAGGCACGAAAGAACGCAAAGAACAAGAAGGACAAGGCUGGAGGAGGAGAUAGAGGUGAGAUACAGAAAAAUGAUCCUGAUGUGAAGGAGGAGCAACUACAGGGAGCAGAGGUGGUGGUUAAUGGGCAGCCCGACUCAUCCACUGUGGAGACAGAGGGUACGUCACAGCAGGAAGCAGCAUCUCCUCAGGAAGAAAAGGGGGAAGAGGAAAGCUGGGACACCUUGUUCAAUGAUGAUGGAGACUGUUUGGAUCCGCAUCUGCUUGAAGAGCUGGCAGUGAGGGAUGGUAAGAAGAAGGAAUCAAUCCAGGAGCGUCGAUUUGAUUAUUACAACAUGGACAGGGAUGACGAUGAUGACAUUGACCUCACAGACGAUGAACUUUCUCAUAUCGUAGAAAUCUAUGACUUCCCUACAGAGUUCAAGACAGAAGACCUUCUGAAGUUAUUUCAGUGCUACCAACAGAGAGGCUUUGACAUUAAGUGGAUUGAUGACACACACGCCUUGGGUCUCUUCUCAAGCCCUAUAGCAGCCCGUGAAGCUCUAAGAUCCAAAAAUCCACUGAUGAAGUUGCGACCACUCUCCAAAUCUUCAUCUGCCACAAAGGCCAAAGCCCGCAGCUGCUCAGACUACCUCCUGCCUGCUAAAGAGAGACCUCAGACGAGUGCAUCACUGGCACGAAGACUAGUGAUCGGUGCCCUCGGUGUAAAGAGCAACCUCACAAAGGAGCAGCGUGAGGCAGAGAGGAAGAAACUGCAGGAGGCGAAAGAGCAAAAGCGUCUGGCAGCCAAGCAGAGGGAAGAUGCUUGGGAGGGGAAGUGACUGGACACACAUUUGAUUCCUUGAUUCAACAGAGGACUCACACUUUUCAGUUUCUUCUCCUCUUCUGUUUUUUUCAACUUGCCACUCCCUCCUACCAGCCCACUUCCCAGAAAUGGGUUCCCUCCAUGUUUUCCUUCGUCCGUGCAAAAACUCUUGACCCGUAACAUCAUCGGGACUACCACCACCUGACUCACCCGGACUUACUCUCAAAUCUCUGACAUUGUGAACGCAGUUUGUAAUGAAGCACUGAGGCUAAGAAAUUUUCCAAGUGAAAAUGAUUUGCUGAAUUUAUUGUUUUCUGUAUAGAUCCAAAGCUUCAUGUUUUUCUUUAUAUGGAUAUUUUUCAAUGUUUUUAAAGAUUAAAAAUGUGGAUGUGUCACGUA
Amphiprion ocellaris (clown anemonefish) is the source of this 1520-nucleotide messenger RNA. It is a transcript of the gene r3hcc1l, whose product is annotated as R3H domain and coiled-coil containing 1-like. Bases 139 to 1137 code for a protein of 332 amino acids. The transcript is spliced from 7 exons. The record is from RefSeq and is a predicted model, not a curated record. Lineage: Eukaryota; Metazoa; Chordata; Actinopteri; Pomacentridae.